Aspergillus neoniger CBS 115656 is the source of this 377-nucleotide messenger RNA. RefSeq lists its product as uncharacterized. NCBI's taxonomy places the organism in Eukaryota, Fungi, Ascomycota, Eurotiomycetes, Eurotiales, Aspergillaceae. The transcript has a single exon. Bases 120 to 332 code for a protein of 70 amino acids. The record is from RefSeq and is a predicted model, not a curated record.
CUUCCUCCCUGUCCGCCGCCCGUCUCUCUCUCUCCCUAUCUUUUUCUUUCCGGGGGGAGAAGAUUAGCGUUUAGGCUCUCGGGAUUUACAUUACGAUUGGCACGGCGCAUGGAUUAUGUAUGUGUGUAUGUAUGUAUGUUUGUCACAGGAUGAAGAAGGGGGGAAGGAAAUUGAAAUCGGGAAUUGGAAUUGGGGUUGAAAUCUGGGGAUUAAUUGCAUCAUUGUGCUUAAGGAUCUGUCAUUCUUUGCAUGCCGGAUGGGUUUCGGGUGAGGGGUUAUUAGUUUUUAGAUUUUACUUGGUUGGUGGUUAUUAUUUGUAUGUAUGUGUGUAGGUAGGUAGGUAGGUAGGGGUUUGAUUUGAGAUAGAUGGGAUGAUG